Molecule: messenger RNA, 2669 nt
Organism: Loa loa (African eye worm)
Lineage: Eukaryota; Metazoa; Nematoda; Chromadorea; Rhabditida; Onchocercidae
Product: leucine-rich repeat-containing G protein-coupled receptor
Exons: 18
Coding region: 1-2532 (843 amino acids)
Biological process (GO): G protein-coupled receptor signaling pathway
Cellular component (GO): membrane
Molecular function (GO): G protein-coupled receptor activity; protein-hormone receptor activity
Source: RefSeq, a predicted model, not a curated record
AUGGCACUGAUAAAACAUUCUGUGUACAUUAUCACUGCUAUACAGCUCAAUGCAGUGUAUGAGAAAGUUUGUCGUGUGGAGCGUGGUUGUAGCUGUACCGUAUUUAUAAGUGAACCAAAAUGUUGCUGUGUUGGACAAUCGGUUACCGAAAUACCGGGAAAUUUGACUGAUAAUGUUCGCCGUCUAUUACUCUAUAAUGUGGGCAUCAAUCACAUUCGUAAAAACGCUUUCAGUAGGUACCAACACCUUGAAGAAAUUGUAAUUGAGGAUUCGGAUGCAUUGCAAUCAGUUGAUGCUGAUGCAUUUGGCAAUCUAUAUAAUCUUGGCAAACUGUUAGUUCAGAUGACACCGAGACAUCGAUUAGCCAUGGAAGUGAUCGAUUUCUCCUACAAUCAUAUCGAAUAUUUGGGAGAUGGACAACUUCGAGCUGUUCAUGCUAAUAAGAUUCGUCUCAACAAUAAUGACUUACGUGAAAUUGGAAGUCAUAUAUUUGCUAACUGUCGAUUUUCAUUGCUAGAACUGAACGAUAAUUUAGAACUUAAACGUCUUUCAAUCGAUACCUUUGCUGGCAUAUCAUUUAUCAAACUUCUUGAUCUUUCACGUACCGGUAUUACGGAACUUCCAACAACUGGUCUGUCUCGUUUAGAAGGCCUAAAAUUGAAGGAUACAGAAGAGCUGAAAAAAUUGCCACCAAUUUUAGCAUUUACAUCAUUGAAAAAAGUUGAAUUCACUUACCCAUAUCAUUGCUGCUUGUUUAAGUAUGCCUCUAAAGAAAUCAGUACAGCUGGUGAAAUGUACACGAAAAAUCUGGAAGAGAUUCGAAAUCGCGAAUGUUCCGCCAAAUCAACGCCAAAAUUGAACCGUCAGCGACGACAAUCUGCUCGAAAUGAUCGUUCAAUAUUGCUGCCACAGGAAUCGCGGGAAAAUCCGCUAGAUUUUUCCGACUUGUUGCAGUGGUUUGAUUCUGUCAAUGCUGGUAAUAUUACUAUUGAGAUAGACGACGACUGGGACACAUUAUUGGAGCCUGAAUUUGAGGACGCCGAUGUUGGACUUCUGACGACAUUCAACUGUACGUCGAGCGCUGUCAGUGAUUUCUUUGCUUCCAUCCAAUGCACUCCGAUGCCAAAUGCGCUGAAUCCCUGCGAAGAUGUUAUUGGAUAUGACUUUUUACGUUGGGUAAUAUGGUUCGUAUGGGUUUCGGCCAUUGUUGGUAAUAUAGGGGUAUGGAUUGUGCUAUGUCAAAUGGGACAAAAGAGAAUGCAAGUACAUUAUUUCUUCAUGGCUAAUUUGUCCACUGCAGAUUUGUUAACAGGUGUCUAUCUUGGUGUAUUGGCAAUAGCAGAUUAUAAGACAUCAAAUGAGUAUUAUAACUACGCGGUUGCUUGGCAGACCGGUAUCGGUUGUAAUAUAGCCGGUUUCAUUUCCGUUUUCAGUUCCGAAAUCUCCAUUAUGUCGAUGUUUCUGAUUGCUUUUGAUAUGUGCUAUAAUAUUAGAAAUGCCUUUUACGGAAAACGUUUACGGAUGAGAACUGCGAUAAUGAUGAUGGUCGUGGCAUAUAUUAUAGCGUUUACAAUGGCAGUACUACCAAUUAUAGGUGUAUCCACAUAUACAAGUACCAGUGUAUGUCUACCUCUUUCCAUUGAGGAUAAUUUUGACCGGAUCUAUGUAAUUGCCAGUUUGUUGUUCAAUUUGCUUGCAUUUUUGGGUAUGGCUAUUAGCUAUAGUUUCAUUGUAACAAUGCUUUGUGAUCCGGAACAACCGAAACGAUCAGAAGAUAAAGCGAUCAUUUUGAAAAUGGCAACACUAAUUGGUACAGAAAUGCUUUGCUGGUUUCCAACUCUUUUCUUUGGUCUGACGGCAGCUUUAGGACAUCCUCUAAUUAGUAUCAGUGUGGCGAAGAUAUUUUUAGUACUAUUUUAUCCGAUCAAUGCAUUUACGAAUCCGUUCCUGUACGUAUUCUUUACCAAAAUUACGCAUAUACGACUGUGUCCCGUAUCAUUCCUGAGCAACAAAACAGCAAAUAUCCCCAAUGAACUGAAGUACCAUCAUUACCAUUCAUAUCUGCGAACAUUGAGAAAAACGAAAGAAUCAAAACUAAUGGUCGAGAAACAUGUUCAACGACAGAGUUCAUUGUUGGAUUUGCGAAAGGCUUUCAAAAAUUACGAUGUCUACAGGUCACUACCGACGUCAACAUUCCGGAAAGAAAUGCCAACUCAUUCAAGUACACAGUCUGAGAGACGAUCGCUAAUCUUCACUGGACGACUACGAGUUUCAACAGCACCACGGAUGAGUGAUAUUUCAGAACAUGUUACAUUAGAAAAGAAUAUCACCCCGAAUUCUUUAUCUCAUACAUCGUCAAGUUUUUCACAGCAACAACUGUCAACCGAACAGAAUUAUGUGGUAUCGCCGAAAGAGCUACAGAACCGUCGACCAAGUGUUCGGAGUACCGGUAAAGAUAGUGGCCGUGGUAGCUUAACACCGCCGAUUCCAUCAUAUCGUUUUCAGUGUUUCCCGAAUGAAUCUCCCACUUAGUUCAUCGCAUCACUCAUCAAUAUAUUUGCAUAUCAUACUGUUUUUGGUCAUUUGCAUCUGUUUCUUGAAUUAUUCAUUUCCCGGAAAAAAUCCAUUUUUGGCAGAAAAAAAAAGCCAUAAAUAUCGUUUGAAAAAAG